AUGGGUGGCGCCAUGAAGAUGCGGCCUAAGCCAACUGUGUCAGAGGUGUCGCUGCGCCGGUGUGAGGCGGAAUCGCGCCGCAUUCAAAGUGCCAUCUGGGCGCUCUCCUCGGAAGGGACGCAACGGUGCAAUCGCCUCCGCCGAGGGCGAAUGAGAGCGACUGAUGUUGUUCUUCCAACCAGCAAAGGAAGAAAAUCAAAGAGUUCAGAAGAGUUUGGUCUUGAAGUGACCCAGAGUGACUGUUCUACUCCGACCGCAAACUAUGUACGCCUCACAACAGAAUUAAUUGUUCCCGAGAGGCGAGUGCCUCCGCCGGAGUAUCAGCUGGUGCCGGGUGUGGGUUGGUACCGACUGUACCUGGCGCCCCUCACCUGGGGCAAGGCGCGCCUGGCGUGCGAGGCAGACGGCGCGCACCUCGCCGUCCUCAACUCCAAGAAGGAGGCCGCCGCCCUCAAAGAGAUUUACGUAAAGGCGCCGGGAAGCACACCGACUGACGCGUUUAUUGGAUUCAGCGAUCUCAUCGAAGGGCAAUAUCGCACUAUCUUCGGAGACACUUUGGAGGAUGCUGGAUUUAAGGAAUGGCAUACACAGCAGCCAAAUAACUAUGGCGGUAAUCAGAAUUGCGGUGCAUUCACGAAGGGUGAGGGUAAACUCAAUGACUGGGAUUGUGCAGGUACACAACCUUACUUCUGCGAGUUUGAACUGUGAUUCAGUGCUAAUGAACGGACGGUAAACGGAAUCAAUACUUCAAAAGAGUGAUCUGUUCCAUCAGCAAAUAUAUCACCUCUAUUUUAAUAUUAAAUUACAUUCAGCACAAUAAUGUUAAACACCUUCAUUUCAAUUUUAUUGAAAUUAUAUGAUUUUUAAACAUGACUUAAUGAUCUUCAGAAAUGUUUCAAAUUGUACUCUUUUCCUCAUUAAAUAUUUUUAUUAAAUCUAUUACGGACUAUAAAGUAUUGAGACUAUAAACUGCUGUAGAAUUGAGCGAGGUAGAGUGCGUAAGAAAUGAAAACAAUGAGAACUACCGUUUUUCUGUGUAUUAUCAAAAACAAUAUAGUUUUCCGUUUCCGCCAACUGUCGCAACAGAUGUUGUGGAAGCUCUUGCAGUGGACAUUUUAAUUAGCUCCAUGAUUCAUUAUCAUACAUUUCAUAGUAUUUACCUGCCUCCUGUAGGCAUAGCAAGUCAUGCAGCAAAUACGAGAACAAUGCAUACAAUGUUGCAUUGCACUAAUAAUUUCCCUGCUCUGAAGUUGGAUAAUAGUAGACUAGAUGCCAUAAACAAUAUUUAAUGUCAUAAAAUAAAUGAGUGAAUAUUUAAGCAAAGAAACAUACAUUGAUAAAUUGACGAACAUUCGAAGCUAAAUUAAGUCCAUGAUAAGGGCCAGCAAUUAAUUAAGAAGCCACAAAAGGAUGUACACUGUUGUUUUUAAAAAUUGCAACACUAAGAAGGGGAUAUUCUAUUACAAUGUAAUUUAUGCCACAGAUUAGGAAUAUCACAAUAUUUGUAUACAAAUCAUUAGAAUUACAUAAUUUUACCAGC
Gryllus bimaculatus (two-spotted cricket) is the source of this 1540-nucleotide messenger RNA. NCBI's taxonomy places the organism in Eukaryota, Metazoa, Arthropoda, Insecta, Orthoptera, Gryllidae. The record is from the annotation of a GenBank genome assembly.